AUGCCUUCCAACCCGAAGAAGAAGAUGUGUAAAAUUUGCAAAGUGAUCGUACUCGGCGAAAGCGGCGUUGGAAAGUCGAGUUUAGUGCGUCGAAUGACCAACUCGGAUUCUAUCAACAAUGUCAUGCACAAAGAUUAUCUGUCGAAAAUUGCGGUCGUGGAAGGUGCCGCUGCUCCGGUGAAGCUGCAGCUGUGGGAUACUGCAGGUCAAGAGAAAUUCGGUGCAGCUCGAUUGCCGAGCUUCUUCUUCCGUCACGCUGAUGCCGCACUGGUUGUAUACGACGUUACGAAUCGACAAAGUUUCAUUGGCGUACUACGGUGGGUGUUGCAAAUUCAGACAUACCGAAGUACUGCAGCGACCGACUCCAACUUCUCCGUCGUGCUUGUUGGCCACAAAUGCGACGUCUCAAAUGCAACACGAGAGGUUAUUGAAGACGAAGGGCGAGAUUUCGCCAAACUCAUCGCAGCUUCACAUUUUUUCGAAUGCUCUUCAAAAGAUGGCACCAAUGUACAGGCAUGUUUCGACGCUAUCGCUGCUGCAUCAGCUAACGGAUCGUCAUGGCAAUUAUCGAAUGUUCCGCUAAGCUUACCACGUACGAUGGACCAGAAAACACGUUGCUCGUUCAGGCUUGCAGCUCCAAGUAGUGGCGUUGACAUCGCUUCGCUAAUUUCGGAUGCGUCAUCUUGUCGUGGCGGUCGAGAAGCCAGUCGCCAAUGUGAAUGA
This is a messenger RNA of Phytophthora nicotianae INRA-310, 723 nucleotides long. RefSeq lists its product as hypothetical. The transcript has 2 exons. Lineage: Eukaryota; Oomycota; Peronosporomycetes; Peronosporales; Peronosporaceae. The record is from RefSeq and is a predicted model, not a curated record. Bases 1 to 723 code for a protein of 240 amino acids. Gene Ontology annotation, molecular function: GTPase activity; GTP binding.